GUCUGAAGACGUACGAGGUCAUCGCCGAGGAGGUGCAGUACACGUCCUCUCCGCACUCGGCCAAUGUCCACGACCCACCGAUCUAUGCUCGCAAAGGGCAGAUAGUGUCGGGCGACAUCGUGACGGGUAGCCGGGGGCGAGAUUGGGUACAGCUCGGCGAGGACAAGUUCCUUCCUUUGAAGGUGGACAUGAAGCUGGUCAUGGCACCUUGUGAUGAGGACAAGGGACGCUUCAAGGUAUUGGCAACAACUCGACUUCGCACCAUGAAAAAUGAAACGGGCGGCAGAGUGAGUCGGGGCCUCUACCAAGACGACCGGGUUCAAGGGCAAUGCGUUCCUGCUGUCCUGAAAGGGGCUUGGUCCUGGCAACAAGAAGACUGGUUGCAACUUGCCGGAGAUCCUCCUCACAAGUAUCUCCGCUGGUCAGAUGUGAAACGUUGUGAGGACGCGACGGAUUUCAAGAUUACGGAACCUUUCGCCAAGUACUAUCGUCUGCUUGAUGGAAAGAUGUGCCCGCUGGAUGAGUUGCAUAAGGGCGAGUUCGUGACGGGUUGGAAGGAAGAUGGGCAGUGGGUUGUGAUCAGUGACGGAGCACAUGCCGGGCUCUAUGUUCCGUUGAUCAGGUUGGAGCAUGAGCACGAGGAAGACCAGGUCAGCACACUACUGCACACUGAAGCGGUCGAAUCCAUGCCAAUAGACACGUGCUACUCCGCCUUAGCGAUCACGUGGUGCCUGUAUCGCAGCAGCGGCUGGCAGCUCGAAUACAGAUCCCUCUUCCGGACCUCAUUUUCUAUGGUCUUCAUGAGUCUCCUGAUUCAGUUCGGGCUGCUACAGAUGCUUUUGCAAGUGCGGAUGCUUGCGGAUGCUGGGGGUGAUCCUCAUCCAUGCAUGUAUGGCAUCGGGCAGGCAGACAGCCUGUUUUUCCCCACGGGCUGGAACAA
Symbiodinium necroappetens is the source of this 940-nucleotide messenger RNA. NCBI's taxonomy places the organism in Eukaryota, Dinophyceae, Suessiales, Symbiodiniaceae. The record is from the annotation of a GenBank genome assembly.